Molecule: messenger RNA, 2031 nt
Organism: Suillus fuscotomentosus
Lineage: Eukaryota; Fungi; Basidiomycota; Agaricomycetes; Boletales; Suillaceae
Product: Alpha/Beta hydrolase protein
Exons: 15
Coding region: 1-1566 (521 amino acids)
Biological process (GO): proteolysis
Molecular function (GO): serine-type carboxypeptidase activity
Source: RefSeq, a predicted model, not a curated record
AUGCAUCUUCUCGCCGUAUUUGCGGCUCUGCUUGCAGUGGUCACCGCUAACGCUCGUAGGAUGACCAAGUACGAGAUUGGUGAACACCAACUGGAGGCAGCAAAGCGUUGGCAGACUAACGGCUCUCAAAGUCAGAGCGUCAAGCGCAGUGGUGCUCAGAAUAUCACAUUCACGAAUCCAAAGGCCUCAGAUUUUUAUGUCGAUGGCACAUCCCUUCCUCUCGUUGACUUCGACGUCGGUCCUAGCUGGGCAGGUCUUCUACCCAUCAGCAACAGCCCUAAUGAGACUCGUCAGCUCUAUUUCUGGUUUUUUCCUCCCGGCCCCGAAGGGAGUCUUGAUGAUUUAAUCUUUUGGACAAACGGUGGCCCUGGCUGCUCCUCCCUCGAAGGUUUGCUGCAAGAGAAUGGGCCUUUCAGUUGGGCUUGGGGUCAGGCCAAACCGACGGUGAAUCAACAGAGCUGGACCAACCUAUCCUCUGUCCUUUGGGUGGAGCAACCUGUUGGAACCGGAUUUUCCCAAGGUAUCCCAGACGCACAGAACGAGGACGAUGUUGCUAUUCAACUCGUCGGCUUCUUGCAGCAGUUCCUUGAGGUCUUUUCGGAGCUCCAAGGCAAAAAGCUGUAUCUGACGGGUGAAAGUUACGCUGGAACAUACGUGCCUUGUGAGUCAGAAGUCAUUUUCUUUGAACGGGACUUAAAGACCUAUGAAGAUAUCGCCAACUAUAUCUACGAGAACCCCACUCAAUUAGACCUCUCAUUGCAGGGAAUAUGGAUCAGUGAUCCUUCAAUCUCGUGGAAUGUGGUGCAAGAGGAGAUCCCUGCAGUCGACUUCGUGAACAAAUACGCUGGUCUCUUUUCUUUCAAUCAAACGUACACGGACUACCUCAACGAGAAGGCCACGACGUGCAAUUACACUGGCUACAUGGAUAAGUACGUCACAUACCCUCCAACAGGUCUUCUUCCCCUGCCUGGAGACUCUGUCGAGUUUGCCGAGGGCUGUGAUGUCUGGGACGACAUUUUCUAUAAUGCAUUGAUUAUCAACCCCGCUUUCAAUGUCUUUCGCAUCUGGGAUACUUAUCCGAUUCUAUGGGAUGUCUUAGGUUUCCCAGGGUCAUUCCCACAGACGCAGUCUCCGAUCUACUUUAAUAGAACGGAUGUCAAGGAAGCUAUCCAUGCGCCCGUGAAUACCAGAUGGGCUGAAUGCUCUAACAAUGUCUUCCCCAACAACGACAGCAGUUUGCCUCCUGCCUUUACUGUGUUACCUAAUGUUAUCAAAAAGAACCAGCGGACUGUCAUUGUGCACGGUCUCGCCGACUUCGCUCUCAUUGCUGAUGGAACCAGAAUUGCCAUCCAAAACAUGACCUGGAAUGGUUUGCAAGGAUUCCAGACACCUAUUGCUAACGACAGCUUCAUUGUCGAUGGUGUGGGUGCCUAUGGCACUAUGCACUCGGAGCGAGGACUCACUUAUUACGAAGUAGCCUUGAGUGGACACAUGAUUCCACAGUUUGCGCCAGUGCCUGCCUUCCAGAUUAUGCAGUACUUGAUGGGCUUUAGGGAUACACCUUAGCUAGAUACUAGCACUGCGUAAAGACUAAGGGUUUGAGCACUUGAAGUAGAUGUGCUUUAGUGAGGUAGUUAGACAUGAAAAUAGAAUCAUUGGUCAGCUUUGAAGUAGCCUUACAGUGUAAUCGACGGCUUGCCUCAUUAGACAGGUCACGAAGUCGUGCUUUAUACAAGCUUUGUACUCCUUUGGCUUCCUGUGCCGAAGGUAGCAUUAAUAUUAAUAUCAGUGGCUGACUUUGCCGAGCCUGCCGAGGGUACCCAGACUUGCAAUACUAACACCGGCCAGAAUCCCGACACUGUACAUGCGCCAUCACUUCACCUAGUAAUUGACAGAUCGAUCUGCCACCGAGCAAUGCGGGACAACCAACAGAUACAUUCGCACUGCGUCUGCAACUCGUGAAGAUUUUGAGAAACGAACAACCAGCAGUGACUCGGAGCACUCACAGGUUGAGCACAGCAACUCAUGCAU